AUGCAGCGUGAGCUCAAGGCUGCACCAAGGCCACCAUCAGCUUUCGGCAACGGCCACAGCAAAGAAUUGCACGACAAGCCCCUGCUGGUGCUGUACGGCUCCAACAUGGGAACCUGUGAGGAGCUGGCAGACCGUUGGGUGAGUCUUGGUGAGAUGCUAGGCAUGCCUUGCAGCAAGGCGUCCUUGGCUGAGGCCAUCAGCAGCGACGGCCCCGUGGAUCUUCGUUCUGCUGGCACAGAUUGUAUUGUUGCGAUCAUCACCAGCACGUACAAUGGCCAAGCCCCAGACAAUGCGGUGGACUUCGAAAGAUGGCUCGAGUCCGAUGGGGCAAGCGCUACCGUUCGAAACCUUCGGUUCGCUUGCUUUGGCGUCGGCAACCGGCAGUGGACCAGCACCUUCUUGUCCUUCCCCAGACGUUUGCAAACUCGCCUGGAAGAGCUCGGCGCUGUGGCGCUGGUGCCCAUGGGUGAGGGCGAUGCGAAUUCAGGGCAAGUGUCGUCAGCCUUCGAUGCUUGGAAUCGCUCUCUGUUUUCAGAAAUCUUCAAGACUUUCAAGCUGCCCGUCCCUGCGGGCAUCCAAGAUUCUCUCAAUCCAAGCUUCGAGGUCGCGCUGCAUGUGGGCAUGGAAGCCAGAGAGAUCCAGGGUGGGGAUGCAACGUUGAUCUUGGAAGACGCGCUGGCGCGGGCCAAGGGCAGCUUCUUGAAGAACUGCCGGUCUUGGGUCACGCAGGUGAGCCUGAACACAGAGCUCCUCACGGACGAGGCAGUAGCUCAGGGGCGUUCCACCCGCCAUAUAGAGGUGGCCUUACCCGAAGGUCACAGCUACAGAGCCGGUGACCAUCUCGGGGUAUGGGGUGCCAAUCCGGAUGAGGUGGUAGCAGCUCACAUGGACUACUUCCGUUUGCCUCAUGAUUCCGUUGUGUCUUUGUCUCUCCUCCGGCAGUCUGAUGCAUCAUGCCUGGUGCCACUGCAGCGCAAGACUGACGUCUGGAGCACGCUUGCUUACUGCUUCGAUCUGCAGCAGCCCGCAAGCAUGGCGCAGAUCGAAGUUCUUGCUCCUCUGGCUGCUUGCCCGGCAGAGAGAGCUGACUUGGAGCAACUUUCCAGCGAUGCUGGAUGUCAUGCGGCAAGGGUCCUGGCAGGCAAGCGCACGCUGUUGGAGAUCCUCCAAGCUUACGGCUCCGUGAAGCUUCCGUUCGGGAAGUUCCUGGGAAUGUUGCCCGCGAUGAAGCCCAGGUUCUACUCCAUUUCAUCGUCCCCAAUCAAGUGUCCGAACAGCUUAAGCAUCACGGUGAGUGUAGUGGCAGGCACUACGCCGUCCGGCAGGAAGCACAUUGGAGUCUGCUCGAACCACCUCAAAGAGCAGCCUCGAUUACGGCCGGCAAGUGUAGGCCUGCCUGCUGAUGCUGAGCAUUACAUGCCACUGAUCCUGUUCGUGAAAGAUUCUGGUGGUCUUUUCAGGUUGCCAGAGCCCAACGUGCCAGUCAUCAUGGUGGGACCUGGCACAGGUGUCGCUCCCAUGCGCGGCUUCCUGCAAGAGCGUGCUGCGCAGGGGGCCAGAGAAAACAUCUUGUUCUUUGGCUGCCGUGACCGGCACGAGCUCCUUUACCAGAGUGAAUUGGAGGAGUUGCAAGCUUCUGGAUACCUGAAGCUGUUCGUUGCGCUUUCCAGGGAGCCUUCGGUACCUAAGACGUACGUUCAGAACCUCAUCGAGCAAGAAAGCGAUCUGGUAGUUGAUUUCUUGCAGCGAGGCGCACGCAUCUACGUGUGUGGGGAUGCCUCCAGGAUGGCGCCAGAGGUUCGUGCCACAUUCCAGCGCGUUGCAGAGAAGAUCGGAUUGGGCGACUCCUUUGUGGCAUCGAUGGUGAAGCAAGGCCGCUACUGCGAAGACGUCUGGGCCUGA
Molecule: messenger RNA, 1902 nt
Organism: Symbiodinium natans
Lineage: Eukaryota; Dinophyceae; Suessiales; Symbiodiniaceae
Source: the annotation of a GenBank genome assembly